AUGGCUAAGUCUUUUGGUUUCAGACCAGCUCUUCUGCUUCUUCUUUCACUUUUCUUGGUUCGUACUGAGUCACGCGGUCGUUUCGAGCCAAAGAUUCUUAUGCCGACAGAUAAAACUGAAACUGCUGAGCAAGACGAAGACAGUAUCGGCACAAGAUGGGCGGUUCUCGUCGCCGGUUCUUCCGGUUAUGGAAACUACAGGCACCAGGCCGACGUGUGUCACGCAUAUCAAAUACUGAGAAAGGGAGGUUUGAAGGAAGAGAACAUAGUAGUCAUGAUGUAUGAUGACAUCGCAAACCAUCCACUUAAUCCUCGUCCCGGUACUCUCAUUAACCAUCCCGACGGCGAUGAUGUUUACGCCGGAGUACCUAAGGACUAUACCGGUAGUAAUGUUACAACUGCGAACUUCUACGCGGUGCUUCUAGGCGACAAGAAGGCUGUUAAAGGUGGAAGUGGCAAGGUCAUCGAUAGCAAAGCCAACGAUCACAUUUUCGUGUAUUACUCUGAUCAUGGUGGUCCCGGAGUUCUUGGGAUGCCGAACCCGCCACACUUAUAUGCGACUGAUUUUAUCGAAACGCUUAAGAAGAAGCAUGCUUCCGGAACAUACAAAGAAAUGGUUGUAUACAUAGAAGCAUGCGAAAGCGGGAGUAUAUUCGAGGGGAUAAUGCCAAAGGACUUGAACAUUUACGUAACAACGGCUUCAAAUGCACAAGAGAGUAGCUACGGAACAUAUUGUCCCGGCAUGAAUCCGUCACCUCCAUCCGAAUACAUUACUUGCUUAGGAGAUUUAUAUAGCGUUGCUUGGAUGGAAGAUAGUGAGACUCACAAUUUAAAGAAAGAGACUAUAAAGCAACAAACCCAAUCGGUGAAAAUGCGGACGUCGAACAAUUAUACAUAUUCUGUGGGCUCCCAUGUGAUGGAAUACGGUAACGAUAAUAUUAAGUCGGAGAAGCUUUUUCUAUACCAAGGAUUUGAUCCGGCCACGGUUAAUCUCCCUCCUAAUGAAUUACCGGUCAAGUCACAAGUGGGAGUGGUUAACCAACGUGACGCAGACCUUCUAUUCCUUUGGCAUAUGUACCGGACAUCGGAAGAUGGGUCAAGAAAGAAGGAUGAGACAUUGAAGGAGUUAACCGAGACAACAAGGCAUAGGGAGCAUUUAGACGCAAGUGUUGAAUUGAUUGGCACGGUUCUGUUUGGUCCAACGAAGAAUGUUCUUAACUCGGUUAGAGAAACCGGUUUGCCGUUGGUUGACGAUUGGGAAUGUCUUAAAUCAAUGGUUCGCGUGUUUGAAACGCAUUGUGGAUCACUGACGCAAUACGGGAUGAAACAUAUGCGAGCGUUUGCAAACGUUUGUAACAAUGGUGUCUCAAAGGAGCUGAUGGAGGAAGCUUCCGCUGCGGCGUGCGGUGGUUAUGAGGCUCGCUUCACGUUGCACCCAUCGAUAGUAGGCUAUAGCGCUUGA
Microthlaspi erraticum is the source of this 1461-nucleotide messenger RNA. The record is from the annotation of a GenBank genome assembly. Lineage: Eukaryota; Viridiplantae; Streptophyta; Magnoliopsida; Brassicales; Brassicaceae.